Aspergillus uvarum CBS 121591 is the source of this 2741-nucleotide messenger RNA. Its product is annotated as putative C6 transcription factor. Lineage: Eukaryota; Fungi; Ascomycota; Eurotiomycetes; Eurotiales; Aspergillaceae. Gene Ontology annotation, biological process: regulation of DNA-templated transcription. Gene Ontology annotation, molecular function: DNA-binding transcription factor activity, RNA polymerase II-specific; zinc ion binding. Bases 83 to 2485 code for a protein of 800 amino acids. The record is from RefSeq and is a predicted model, not a curated record. The transcript has 5 exons.
CACCAAGCGUCAGCCGGCAGGUGGCUGCAUUCCAGAAACAACUCCCUCUCUCUUCGUUUGGUUUUUCGUUCAACCACCACAGAUGGAGCGCAGAAUGGUUGACAAUGACCGCAGUAAAACCAACGCGGGCUCGCACGCGGGGGCACGCAAGUUUACGCUCUCGUGUUCCCGCUGUAGGGCCUCGAAGCUAAAAUGCGACCGUGCAGAACCCUGUGUGGAGUGCGUCAAGCGUAAGAUCGGUCAUCUUUGUACCAAAGACGAACGGCACCCGAGGGCCAAACGGUCUAAAACCGUGCACCGAGGCAAGACAGCGUCCAAGCAGGAUCUACCACCGAAUAGAGACGGUGAGGUGGAAGCAGAGGAGAUAGCGCAACUCUUGGAGCAUUUCGUCGAAGGAAUUCCUCGACCGAAGUCUAUGGCGACAAAACCGUUGUCAGUCGCACCAGAUUUUCCGAAUCGAUACUGGUCCAGUACAGACCUUAAGCGACACGGUGAAAAGCUCGCCUUGAUCCGAGAGAUUGUCGAUAUUUUGCCGGAGUGGGAGGUGAUCCAUCUCCUUUUGGAAGUAUUCGUCACUCGCUGUCAGGGCCCUUUGGGGAAUGUGGUGCAUACUCCGACAUUCAUAGCGCAAGCUGCACAGUUCGGCACCUGCUUGAGUCUGACUUCACCCGACGAACAGGUUUCUGCGAUAGCCAGUGCAGUCACGAUGGAGACACUGGGCUGUUACCUCUUAGCGCUCGUCCUCGGUCUUGCUUUUCACCCUACGCCGUCAAUACUGGGAUGGAGUUCUACGCCAUUAGCUCUACGCGUGGAGGAGUUACGAUCGUCCGAAUUGCGCGCCAAGACAUGGAGGGCUCUAGGCUUGCGUUGUCUGCAGGACGGUGUGUCUUUCUUCUGUGGUUCAAUCGCCGGGUUACAGGCCGCAGUUAUGCUUCUACUCGACGGCCAAGAGGGCUCGUUGGCGCUGGAUGCGGUUUUGGUCACUGCGAUUUCGGGAGCUCGCAGACUCGGGCUGCAUCGGCUGGGGGACAUCAAGUUGUUGCAUGCGUCUGCAUCAUAUUCUGCACGCCCUGAAAAUGGCACAACAACACCGGCAGAACCGCCACAUAUCCGAGUAGAACUCGGGGUUCGUAUAUGGUGGGCAUUGGUCCAAAGGGAUUGGUCCCGCGGACAAGCCCUCGGCUACUACACCAUUCAGCCAUCACAAUUCAGCACCCGGAUGCCGUUGCACGUGAAUGAUGAUGAUCUCUCUCUACCAACUUCACAAUUAGAUGGCAAUGGACACAUCGCAGAGCGACCUCGAUCCGAGUUUACAAUGAUGUCGUAUACUCUCCACGCCCUGGAAGUCGGCGGGAUUGUCCGCGAAUCCAUCGAGUUAUGGGGUUUACCAACACAUGAGGCCGACUUGACCACCAAAUCUGCCAAAUCGCGCCAGAAUCUCACCAACAAGUAUGAAAAGUACGUUGCUGGUCUGCCGGCGUAUUUCCGAUUGGGAAGCACGGUCGGACUUACCGCCACCGGGGGUCCCAUGGCGGCGAUCCCCGUGCAACGCUGGAUGCUGCAUCAGCAACUGUGGAGCUUACUGCUUCGACUACAUCGACCCAACCUCUCAUCGCCAGUCGGCCGUCCUUUCUGUCAGCUUUUGGCCCAGAAUAUCAUCGGCACCCAAGGUCAGAUCCAGGCGCGGUGUACCGUGUGUGGCUCGCUGUCGACCAGUGAGAUACAGCUCUUCAAUGCGGCCGUGGUGUUGCUCCUCGAUCUGCUCUUCACCUCUAAACCCGGGGAUGAUGUAGAUAGUGCCAGUGCACAGCACCUUAGCCGACUGAUGACUCGCGACAAGAUUCGGGAAGCGAUGGAAUUGCUACGAGUCGAAAAUGUCAAGAAAGGGCCAUCGAUAUCCCACAAUCCGCAUUGGGAGUCAGAGAUCGACGGGUCCGCUCAGCGCUGCGUCGUUGCUCUGGAAGCCUUGAUGAAGAUCGAUGAAGACGACGGUCUCGAUAAAGAUGACAGUGCUGCGGCCGGAGGUCAUGGCGGCAAAAACCUCGCUGCUGCAAGCUCACGAAAACUCGAGGUCGCGGGUAUUCUGAAAUCAUUGAGCAGAAAGGGCGCUGAGCCCGCCGAUGCACCCGAGCAAGAACAUCCGCAAGGCCCAUUCGAGCCCCUCUUACCAUCCAACCCAUUACUAUCAUUUGUCGAUAGUAGUGUUCCCGACGGGUUUCCGGAGCUUGACGUGCUGCCGCUUCUCUCCAAUGGUCUCGUCAGCCCGGACGACCUUUGGCAGUGGCAGUUGUCGGACUUUCCCCUGCCACCACUCGAUCCUUGGGAUCCUCACUCCAUAGAUGUCCCGUUUGCUACCAUAGGGGACGACCUCCCUGGCGAACUUGGAAUAGGCGUUUCAGACACGUCGACAUUUGCCGACUCUUAUAGUGGUAGUACUCCUGGCACCCGCAUGACCCGCAUAUCCCCUUCGCCUUCUGUGGGAUGAACCUAUGGGACUACCAGCUGGAGAUGGGGACUUCCGUCUACGUCCCGCGCAGCCGAUGCCUACCUUGCCACCGCAUUAUUGUACGGGCAAUGAGCUGGAAAGCAGUAGUAGCAUUGAUCUAUGACAUAAUGUCGGCUUGAUUCCAGACUACGCAAUACACCAACAAUAACGCCUUCAGCAUGGCUACUACUUCAUGAUUCAUCUGCCGCUGCUUGUAUAAAAAGUGUUAUAACGAUCGCAUCGUGCUUAAGCAGCU